GACACGCAAUUGUGCGAGACUUUAUAUAACCGAUUUACACACUGCACCACGUGAAUGGUUAUUUGUCUGUAAGACCGUACUGGGGGCUCUAUAGUCCAAUCAUCAUUUGUAAACGACUUGUGUAAACUGGCUGUCAAAUGAUUUCAAAACAACGGCGUCACUAUUAUUUUAUUUCUGACAUUAAUUAUAUCUUUCGUAGAACUUCGUUAUUGCCAAAAGGUUGUUCAAGUACAAUUCAACAUUCUUAUCGAUGAGGGUAAAACGCUGAUGACGACUGAAGUGAAAUGAAACGGGAAGUGAAAGUUAAAGCUGCUGGUUUGGACAUAAACCAAAAAGAGCGUAGAUAGAAGAGAAAGCAAGGCUUAAAGUUGCUUGAGAAGUGAAGUACCCUGCUCAUCACCAUGACGUCAACAAAUUACCUGUACUUCAUCGUAAAGACAAAACCUCAAUUCCCAGGACACAUCAAUGCUGGCCAAAUAUGCUACAUCAAGGAAUCAAUCUACAAUAAAAAAAAAACAGUCAGAGAAAGGUCUCCAUCUUCUGCAAAGUUGCCCGUCUUCCUUCUUGGUUCAAUUUCAAGCUUAGAUUAUGAAAUAGAGGUGAGUAACAUGGAUAGGCUGAGUGCACAGGAAGUGGAGCUGCUUCUGGCCCUCCCUGAGGACGAAGAGAGGCUGACCUGGUUCAGAGAGAGAGAAGCUCUUCAAACAGCUCUGGGACUCACACUGGGAAGUCCUGUGAUUGUGGAGGAAGGAGGAGAGAAGCUCAGAGGCAUCAUUCGCUACAUUGGACCGAUUACAGAGACCCCAUUGGAUCUCAUUUCAGGAAAGUUCUUUGGCAUUGAACUGCAGGGGGAAGACAGAGGGAAUGGGCACACUGAUGUGUCCUACAGAAACACAACCUUCUUCCCCUGUGAGAAAUAUUCAGGCAUUUUUGCCGCAUUCUCCAGAGUCAGACCUGCGGUUCCCAGCUCCUUGUCACCCUCCGUCCCAAAGCACUCUGCACAAACUGAAGCAGAAGGGCUAAACGUGGGGGAUAGAGUCACCUACUUCAUCGAUGAGAAAUGUCGACAUGGAAUGGUGCUGUAUCUGCAGGGAGAUUCUGUUAAGAUCUCUACAGACAAAGAUGAGUCUGGAAAGAGAGGGGGCGAAGUAGAAGUUCCACUGCAUGAGGUUGUUAAGGGGGAGGUGCCUGCAGAGCCAGAGAGUAUGGUUGUUGAUUCACCUCCAGAGGAACCAGACACUGAGGAUCUGUAUACGGAUCUCAGCGUGAACUCUGUGGUGGAGGUGACUCUGGGUGAUCGCAACUCCUACGGAAUCAUCCGCUGGAUCGGCACUCCGCUGGGUCGACAGGAAAUCAUGGCUGGACUAGAGCUGGAGGAAGACAAAGGAGUGAGUGAUGGUACUAUCUUUAGUGAACGUUUCUUCCGUUGUCCCAACAAGAGAGCUCUGUUUGUGAAGCUGCAGUCCUGCCGUCCUGACUCACGAUUUCAGAGCGCAUCUGCAGAUCCCUGCAACAAGAUGCCAAAACUUGAAGAAACAGAGAGAGAGACGGAGCACAGUGCAGGGAAGCUGGAGACUGUCCCUCCUAUCAGCACAGAGCAGGUUAAGCACAUUCUGAUUGGACGGAUGAAGGGGAUCCAAGGCCACUGCAACUCCUGCUACAUGGACGCUGCGCUCUUUAGCUUGUUUUCCUGCUCCUCUGUGUUGGACUCCAUGCUGUUUAAAUCAACAGAACCUCAAGACGCCCCGAUUCAAAGAACACUGCUCCAGGACAUUGUUAAUCCCCUCCGCAGUAAGGGCUUUGUGGAAGGGCGUCACAUCAUGAAGCUCCGGCAGCAGCUGCAGAAACAUGGCUACAGUCACUCCUUCACCACGGAUGAGAAGGAUCCAGAGGAGUUCCUUACUGUCAUCAUGCACCACAUUCUUGCUCUGGAUCCUCUACUCAAACUCUCAACAGGAGGUAAAGUGCAGGAGAGUUACUGCUAUCAGAUCUUCUUGGACCAGAACCGCCUGUUGCUGCCCACCGUGCAGCAGCUACUGGAGCAUUCCUUCCACACUGCAGCUCUCAAGCUGGCAGAGGCACCAUCCUGCCUCAUCCUCCAGAUGCCUCGCUUUGGGAAGAAAUUCAAGAUGUUUGACAAGAUCAUUCCCUCUUUGGAGCUGGACAUUACUGACCUCCUCUGUGAAGGUCUUCAGCAGUGCAUGCUGUGCGGAGACUUGGCCGAGCUCGAGUGCUCCGACUGUUUCAAAGAGUCCCUUUUCAGCCACACAGGAUUCAAAAUAUUCUGCGGGAAGUGUUCAACUCAGGUGCACUCUCACCCUCAGCGCAGGUCCCAUCAACCCACCGCACUGGAUAUUCCCAAGGCUUACCUGGCCAGCAGCAAACCUCAUACUCUGAUCAGAGACAAGCUGGAGCUGUUCGCUGUGCUCUGCAUCGAGACCAGCCACUACGUGUCCUUCAUCAAACACGGACCCAACAGCAACGACUGGAUCUUCUUCGACAGCAUGGCAGACAGACAAGGAGAAAGUGACGGCUUCAACAUCCCAGAGGUUCACGCCUGCCCCGAGGUCGGCACAUACCUGGAAAUGUCCAUCGCAGAGCUGGCCAAUCAGGUGCCUCGAGACAUGAAAGGUGUGGCCAAACGUCUCUUCUGCGACGCCUACAUGUACCUGUAUCAGAGCCCCAGCAUGUGUCUCUAUCGCUAAGCCGACGCCACCCCAUAGCUUUCUUUUUGCACAAAAUGUAAAAAUGGGUUUUGAUUUGUGGAUUGGUUUGAUAUUCUUUUAUGAAUGUGUGGUAGUACACACAUAAUCAUUUAAAAUGUGUAUAUAUAGAAUGUUCUGCCCUGGUUUCUGGAAAUGUUUUGUCAGGCUUAAAUAAUUUAUAUUUUCUGUGAUACUUUAAGAAGAUAAAGCAGAAACUGACAUCGCUUGCUCAAUCAUUUUUGCACAAAAAAAUCAUGGCAUUGCUAGAAAUCACUGAUGUGUGUGACAAAUGUUAAGUGAAUGAGUGUAGAGGUUGAAAAAGAUUACCAAGGAAGAAAGCCAAAUAAUGAUUUCAGAGUGGCGGUCUAAUAAAUGCAACUUAAAGUUCUAUUGGGAAAACA
This is a messenger RNA of Gymnodraco acuticeps, 3106 nucleotides long. RefSeq names its product cylindromatosis (turban tumor syndrome), like (gene cyldl). Gene Ontology annotation, molecular function: cysteine-type deubiquitinase activity; K63-linked deubiquitinase activity. The transcript has 15 exons. Bases 402 to 2705 code for a protein of 767 amino acids. NCBI's taxonomy places the organism in Eukaryota, Metazoa, Chordata, Actinopteri, Perciformes, Bathydraconidae. Gene Ontology annotation, cellular component: cytosol. Gene Ontology annotation, biological process: protein K63-linked deubiquitination. The record is from RefSeq and is a predicted model, not a curated record.